Molecule: messenger RNA, 464 nt
Organism: Engraulis encrasicolus (European anchovy)
Lineage: Eukaryota; Metazoa; Chordata; Actinopteri; Clupeiformes; Engraulidae
Product: ran GTPase-activating protein 1-like
Exons: 2
Coding region: 60-464 (134 amino acids)
Source: RefSeq, a predicted model, not a curated record
AAGACAGCACGGGACAUACAGUUUGCGUACAGUCUUACAGACAGUCUACUGCAUGCAAAAUGUCUGGUAAGAAGGCAACGAGCAAGAAGAAGAAUGUUGCUGGCCCAACUAAGAUGACUGCUCAACAGGCAGCCGAAUGGAUUUUACAAUCCAGCGACGAAGAGUCCGACGCAGGGAGCAUGUCAUCGGUUGACUCUGUGGCAUUUUUGGAAGGACUCGAUCCAGCCUUGGAGAUAUCCUCUGAUGCAGACUGGCUCCCUGAACAGGAGGAGGAGGAGGGGGAGGAGGAGGAGAGCCAGGUGGAGAAAGAGGGGCAGAGAGUUGGUGAGGAGGAAGGAGACGAUCAACCAUCAACCUCUUCGCCGACUACCACCAGAGCAAGGAAGAGGAAAGCAGCGCAGCCAUCCAGCGCCACACCUGCCACCAAGAGAGGCAGAGGAAGAGGGAGAGGACAGGGAAGGUGA